Molecule: messenger RNA, 1884 nt
Organism: Dipodomys ordii (Ord's kangaroo rat)
Lineage: Eukaryota; Metazoa; Chordata; Mammalia; Rodentia; Heteromyidae
Gene: Spata7
Product: spermatogenesis associated 7
Exons: 10
Coding region: 1-1782 (593 amino acids)
Biological process (GO): photoreceptor cell maintenance; protein localization to photoreceptor outer segment; microtubule cytoskeleton organization
Cellular component (GO): ciliary basal body; photoreceptor distal connecting cilium; rod photoreceptor outer segment
Source: RefSeq, a predicted model, not a curated record
AUGGCAGAGAGCCGCGAAGAGCUCGCCCCUGAGCACAGGGCAGCUCUCCCUGGCCGCAGGAAGCGGACCGAGGCCUUCAGAGCCGCGAGGCCGCCGGGCAGCUCGGGAAGCCGCUCGGAGGCUGCGCGGCGACGCCGGGCGCAGCGGCCGCUUCUCCCCAUCCAAAGGCCGACGGAGGCUUUUUGCACUGACUCCUCUUCUCUCAGACUAACCACUCUCCAGCUGGUCAAGAAUCACAUGGCUGUUCACUAUAAUAAAAUCCUUUCAGCCAAAGCUGCAGUGGACUGCUCAGUUCCAAUAAGUGUAAAUACCAGCAUCAAAUGUCAGAUGUCCAAUGAGAAUAGGCAGUUUGACAAGGCUAAUGAUGGGUCAAUGAUAGAUGCUACUAAAAUGAAGCAAGGAAUACCUAACAAUCCUCCCUCAGGAGAACCGCAAGACCAGGAUGUGCUGUUAGCAGUAAAUGAAUGUGAGAAGUCAGUGGUACCUUCUCCAGAAACACUGCACCUCAGUCUACCUAAAUCAGAUCAAGUCUUCAUGAUUGGUGAUGAGAAGAACUCCAGCUCCUGUCCUCCCAGCCUGGAUUAUCUCCCCGCAGCCCCCAGGAAAUCACGCUAUGGAACCAUGAAUGGCAGAAAGCCCAGGAACACACUCCCAAAUGCCCACAGAUUUCAGCUAGUCAUUUCAAAAGCACCCAGUGGGGAUCUAUUGGAAAAACAUUCUGACCUCUUUUCUAACAAAGAGUUGCCAUUCACUCCACGCACGUUAAAAACAGAUGCAAAAUCUUUCCUAUCACAGUAUCGAUAUUAUACACCUGCCAAACGAAAAAAGGAAUGUUCAGAUCAAAGGACGGAGGCUGAAACUCAGACUGAAUUAAGCAGCUUUAAUUCUGAUUUGGAGACAUCUGAGACAAAGAACUGGCCAGAAGUGGAAGUGAACACAAAGCAGGCAUCUAACAGUACAAUAAAUGGUUCUGAAGGACAGAUAAUUCCCCUGCCUUUCCAAGGGCAUAGCGUCACGUGGGACAAGAUUAAAGAUGCCACCUUGCAGCGUCCCUCUCAACAUGAAGAAGAGCUUUUGUAUCUAAGUUUCAUUGAAGAUGUAACAGAUGAAAUUUUGAGAAUUGGUGUAUUUUCCAACAGGUUUUUAGAACGCCUAUUUGAGCGACACAUAAAAGAAAAUAAACACCAUUUGGAAGAGGGGAAAAUGCGCCACCUGCUGCAAGGCCUGAAGAUAGACUUGGGCUGCCUGUGCGAGGAAAAUUCAGACAAGCUAAAUGAAGUUGACAGAUUGAAUGUACUUGACCUUUCAAAGGCUAUGAAUUCAAAACAAAAUGAAUUGAAACAUGAAACUGAUAUAGCAUUUCAACAGGAAUAUCGACAAUACCAAAAGGCUUUGGAUCUGUUACUGUCUGCACCAAAGAACGAGAAUGAGAUGUUCUCCUCACCUGGUGAAUUUAUCAUGCCCCCCUAUAAGUCAAAAUAUUCAGAAAAUGUCACAGUUCAACAGGUGAGUGACGAAAGCAAUCUUGGACCAGCAACUUGGGGUGAAAACCAUCCAGGAAUUUCAGACCAUUUAAUAGACCACCAAACCUCUGUACAUGUCAUUGAAGGUGACAAUGACACUGAGAAGGCUGAGACUUCGAGUGAAUUAUAUUCUCUUAGCUCAUUACUGUCCCCGUCUGGUCAGGUCUCUGGCAUCAAAGGUGACAAUAAUCAUGACAAGGAAUUACCAACUCAUCAAAUCAUGGAAAUGAGCAUUGAAGACUGCGAUUUAGAUAUUUGAUCAUCACUAAUAAAUACCCCAGAUGGCCAGUAACUCAAUAUAUUUUCUUUGUUUUCCUCUUAUAUGUUAAGAUUUCUGUAUAGUUUUCAAUGCUAAUUAAUA